Molecule: messenger RNA, 1426 nt
Organism: Durusdinium trenchii
Lineage: Eukaryota; Dinophyceae; Suessiales; Symbiodiniaceae
Source: the annotation of a GenBank genome assembly
UUUCAAAACAAACUUCUCCCAUCCAUGCGCCACAAGAGCGAGAGGUGAGCGGUGAACAGGAGAUCUUUGGGAUCGAUGAGUAUUACAGCAGUACUUGACCUGAUCACUUGUGCUCAGGCUCCAAAGCAAUGGUGUUGCAAGGAGAGUGAUGGAAGUUUUUCAAGCAUCCUUCGAAAGCUGCCCUGGUCUUCAACUACCGAGGACACAGAUGACUCCGAAGAUUUCGAUUGCUGGGACCGGUAUUUUCCUGCAACAAACAAUCAGGGAAAAAACACAGCUUCUUUGGAGUUGGCGAUGGCCUCCCUAAGAAAGGUUUCGUGUAGCAAGAAGCUACUAGGGGCUCCUGGCCAUACUACUAGGAGCAAUGUUGGCUAUUAGAAACAAGAAUUCAACACUAAAUUAGAAUAAGUAAAACUAUUUUUUUUAUUUGAGCAAAGGGCAUCGCUACUAGGAGCAAGGACGCUACUAGGGGCUCCUGGCCUUACUAGUAGCAAGAAGGUAUUAGUAACAAAACUUCAUUCCCAAUGGAGACUUGAGACUCCGAGGUCCCGAGUUGGAGUGGAAGCCACCUGUCAUGUGUGCAGACGGCUCCAGAUACACCGGCCAGUGGAGAGGCAGCACUUGGCAAGGAGAGGGUCAGCUUGAACGCGCGGAUGGCAGCACCUACGAAGGAAGCUUCAGAGAUGGCAAGCCUCAUGGAAAAGGCUGUCUGAAAGGUUCAGAUGGGAGCGUCUACCAGGGCCAGUGGCGCCAAGGAAGGGCACAUGGCGAGGGAAAAUACACCAAAGCAGGUGGUGCUGGCUCAUAUGAAGGCCAGUGGCUCGAGGACAAACGCUCUGGAGUUGGGACCGAGCUGUGGGCAGAUGGAUGUGUCUAUCGCGGAUCCUUUUUGAACGGCAACAAGCAUGGAAGGGGGUUCUACCAAACUGCUGAUGGGUGCACCACCUACAACGGCUGCUUCCAAAAUGAUCAGAUGCAUGGUGAAGGCGUUUACAAGUUUUCAGACGGGCGUGUUUAUUCUGGAUCCUUCAAAUCUGGGCAGAUGACUGGCUAUGGGCAGAUGUCUUGGCCAAGUGGUGCUGCGUAUGAAGGGCAGUACUUAAAUGGAGAGAAACAUGGGCCUGGUGUCUACACCUGGCCUGAUGGCCGGGUCUAUGAAGGGCAAUGGUCGCAUGGAGAGAUGCACGGCAAAGGGGUGCUGUACGGCACUGAUGGCAAUGUCGUAAGCGGAGUUUGGUGUCACGGAAAGUCACCCUAGCCGCCUAGCUUCCAGAAGCGUAGCUAUGGAAACUGUACAUAUCGACUUGAGUGUUUAAUGUCUUGACAUGUCUGACGACAUGUUUUGACGACAUGUCUGCAUGUUUGCAAAUCAAUCGCUCCCAACGCUUGGAUCAAAUUGGUAGGAGCAAUGCUCGCUACGAGGAGC